CCAAUGGAACGAUCCGAGGCGAAGAAGCACCGUCGUCGCGUACCCCACUACACCGCGACACUUUUGCAACGGCGCCGCGGCGCAAGGACGCGUCCCGUGGCCCAUCGCUGGUAUUCCUGGGCAGGUUUUUUCGCAAACCGGUCGACGGUUAAACCUGUACCGAUCGAGACGGCUGUCGUCGGAUCAGAUGCUCCGGGACGAGCCGGUGGCGGGCACAGUCGAGUGCAACGGCGGAAAGGAUACAGUGCGAUCCGAGUCACAUCUUCGAUCAGGGAACAAUCUAACCUCUCGCGCGUAAGAUUUUGUUGCGCGGGUAACGCGCGAACUACGCCGGCGGAAUUUCGGAUCGAUCUCCGGAUCGAUUCAUCGGUCUCUCGUUCGGCACAGUGUCACGCGUGUGCUUUGUGUUCUUGUAGAGUGCCACAGUGAACUCUAUGCUACGCUCAAGCUUCGUCAGAUUUCGUCUGCCUCCAACCGUAGCGACGGAAGAAAUCGUAAUAUUAUAUGUAAAUAGUGAACGAUGAAAGCGAGAAACAAUGAAUGAGUGCUUGACGGGAAAGCUGACAAGGUAGCGUGCCUCUAAGCUGUUCAAGAACUCCAGAAUGAUCACGCUGAUUAUCAAGAGCGCGCUGCUGGUGAGCUUCCUUCGGUCGUUCGUCGAAGCGGCUGAUCCGACUAGCUGCAUUCCCGAUUACUUCCGAUACAUUCACAACGACGACACGAACGAAUUCACCGGACGCGUUCAGAUACCAGUGCCACCAAAGGGAGUGCCCUUGCAACUCAGCGUCAGUUUGAGCAUUGCUGUUGCGUUGCCCACGAAAUAUGUCGGCCGACUGCAAUUGGCGCAGUCGAGAGAUAGAUCGGUUAAAGCCGUUGAACAGGGCAGGCCCCUGAUGUACAAUGUUCGUUUUCCUCUUCCGGAUCCACUACCAAAUUUAAAUGAGAUUUGGUUCAACGGCGCUCAGAUUUGUAUUGGUCGACACGCAACCGGACAGUUAGUGACAUCCAUCGUUCUGAAUCACACCCUCUAUCCACCGGGUGUCCCGCUCCUGAACGUUGACGACAAGAACAUCGGUCCAGGCUUUCCGAAUGUAGCUGACUCGCCGUCGCAAAUCCUUACGCCAGAUACGGAUCCAGUUAUACCUUUUCCACCGCCUCGACCGAGCCCAGUUCCUCGACCGAGUCCAGUUCCUCAACCGACCCCGACGUCUUGGUCAAUACCAACGCCCAGACCAGAUCCGACGAUUCAACCUGUUCCACACGUGGUGGACUUCGUUACUCAACAGGAAUGCGGCCGCUUCAACGCUUCGGGUUUUAAUUUCUUGAUCGCGGGGGGUGAGAAAAUCAACCGCGGCGAAUAUCCCUGGCUGGCCGCGAUAUUUCUUGUCUUAGUGCCCCGAUACAAGUUCCACUGCGCAGGAUCGCUUGUGACGCCCAAUCAUGUUAUUACAGCCGCACAUUGUUUCGUGUAUCAGAAAGCAUCUCUACCAAUAGGUGCAAUGGUGGUGUCGUUAGGACGUUUCAAACUGCUCGACUUUGAUGAGGCAGGAUCGGUGAAUCGAGAAGUGGCCGGCUACACGGUUCACCCUGAUUACGCACAGUCUUCUGGGAAGUCGAAAGCCAGCGCCGAUGCUGAUAUAGCCGUAAUGGUUUUACGAACGAGCGUCGAAUAUAGCCCCGUAAUUAAACCAAUUUGCCUUUGGUCCGGCUCUCCGUCGUUGAAUCUCGUUGUAAACAGAUUUGGAAUCGUGGUGGGUUGGGGCCGCGACGAAUUGGGGAAUGUGUAUCUAGAGGAACCUCGAAUGGUCCGGACUCCAAUCGUCAGUCAGGACACCUGCCUCUUCAGCAAGAAGGAGUUCGUGUUCAUAGCCUCGGACCGAACGUUCUGCGCGGGUUCAGGAAACGGAACCGGUCCCUGCAACGGCGACAGCGGAAGCGGCUUUGUCCUGUACGAGGCCAACGUUGAUCGCUAUUUCCUCCGAGGUGUUGUCUCGCUGUCAUUCCUGGACAAGACUAACAUGUCCUGCGACCUCACCCAUUACGUUGUUUACGUGGACGUCGCGAAACACUUGGACUGGAUAUACCAGCAACUUUCCCUGCAAAUAUAGGAACCGUGCACUCAUCCGUAAUAGUAAAUAUGCUAGUCGAUUAGCGUUUUCUUUUUUCUUCUUAUAAGUUGUGCUAACUACGCAGAGCUGGGCAAAAUUAAAAGAGAAUAUUUUUAAUGCUAUGGAGUUGAGAUAAUAAAAUUUUAACUUAGAAAGGAGAAUACGCCGAGUAGAUGAUUUUGAGCUCGGUGAUCUGAAGCAUUGGUUCAGAUAUUUUCGAAUUGGACGUCAAAGAAUAAUGUGCUCGAAACAUAACCUUACGUAACUUAAACAUAACCUUAACAAUUGACGUAAAAGAAAAGAUGCUCUUAUAGUGUAAGAAAUCAUAAUUAUAGUAGUUUCUCCCUGAUUCGCGUUUAGGUUGCGCACAAAAAUGGA
This is a messenger RNA of Megalopta genalis, 2486 nucleotides long. RefSeq names its product serine protease gd. Gene Ontology annotation, molecular function: serine-type endopeptidase activity. Lineage: Eukaryota; Metazoa; Arthropoda; Insecta; Hymenoptera; Halictidae. The record is from RefSeq and is a predicted model, not a curated record. Gene Ontology annotation, biological process: proteolysis.